Alexandromys fortis (reed vole) is the source of this 3324-nucleotide messenger RNA. It is a transcript of the gene Rab39b, whose product is annotated as RAB39B, member RAS oncogene family. Bases 202 to 843 code for a protein of 213 amino acids. NCBI's taxonomy places the organism in Eukaryota, Metazoa, Chordata, Mammalia, Rodentia, Cricetidae. The record is from RefSeq and is a predicted model, not a curated record. Gene Ontology annotation, biological process: Rab protein signal transduction; vesicle-mediated transport. Gene Ontology annotation, cellular component: Golgi apparatus. Gene Ontology annotation, molecular function: myosin V binding; GTP binding; GTPase activity. The transcript is spliced from 2 exons.
UGCUGCCAUUUCAUCACCUUUGCGAGCACAGCAUCCAUCCUUCCGCUCCCAUAGAGCCUGGGCCUACCUUACUUCGGGCUACUGGGCCAGUGAUGUGCUCGCGGCCAAGCCAAAUAAGGGCUGAUCGGAGCUAAGGCCUUGGUGGGGCGCCCCCUUCCGCCUCCCCAGGCCCGGGCCGAAGAGUUCUGCCAGGCCACGGACAUGGAGGCCAUUUGGCUGUACCAGUUCCGGCUCAUUGUCAUCGGCGAUUCCACGGUGGGCAAGUCCUGCCUGAUCCGCCGCUUCACCGAGGGCCGCUUUGCUCAGGUUUCAGACCCCACCGUGGGGGUAGAUUUUUUUUCCCGCUUGGUGGAGAUCGAGCCAGGAAAACGCAUCAAGCUCCAGAUCUGGGAUACAGCGGGUCAAGAAAGGUUCAGAUCCAUCACUCGCGCCUACUACAGGAAUUCAGUAGGUGGUCUACUCUUAUUUGACAUUACCAACCGCAGGUCCUUCCAGAAUGUCCAUGAGUGGUUAGAAGAGACCAAAGUACACGUUCAGCCCUACCAAAUUGUAUUUGUUCUGGUGGGUCACAAGUGUGACCUGGAUACACAGAGGCAAGUGACUCGCCACGAGGCCGAGAAACUGGCUGCUGCAUACGGCAUGAAGUACAUUGAGACGUCAGCCCGAGAUGCCAUUAAUGUGGAGAAAGCCUUCACAGACCUGACAAGAGACAUAUAUGAGCUGGUUAAAAGAGGGGAGAUUACAAUCCAGGAGGGUUGGGAAGGGGUGAAGAGUGGAUUUGUACCAAAUGUGGUUCACUCUUCGGAAGAAGUUAUCAAAUCAGAGAGGAGAUGUUUGUGCUAGUCAACCCUUAUAUUUUCAAAAAAUACUCUCCCAUUUGAACUUAAAAGUUACCGAAAUAAAUAGAAUCCUUAUGUGACUGAAGAGAACUCAAUCUUUGAAUAACAAAUGAGCCUUCUUCCUAGGGGUGGAGCUCUGACAGGUUCAUGUGUGGGUAGAUAGGGAGUCCAGGUGCUGUGAUUGAGGGACUAAAUUGCUGACAUGGGCUAGAUUAGACAUUGUUUUAUGGCCCAGGCUUGGCAAUGAUUGCUCUGUGUGCCCUUUGUGAACCACAUAUUAAGGGUCUGGGGUUUUGGAAGUUAGGUUCCAGGAAAACAUAUCUACAGAGAGAAAAACUGUUCCUUGGUAUUUUAACUUUGCAGAUGUGGUGACCAUAAAGAAACAUGUAGAAGGAAAUCAAGUAUCAAAUUGAGGACAAUUAGAAUAACUGAAAGAAGAGUAUGGUAUCAAUUUAUUCAAUGAUAAUACCAUGCCAGAUGUGUCCUGGGUUUGAUACAAACACAUUAAUUCACUUUUAACAGUUCAACUGUAAAAUGAAAGGCCCAUAUGAAUUAUCUAUUCAGUAAGGCCCUUACAAGGUUGAGCAGUCUAGUAAAAAUGAUGUGAUUAUGAAAAGGGAAGUCAUUCACACCUUGCUAUUAAUCACAUUUGAGAAAGUGUACACUCUCAAGAUAGAGUUACGAACUGUGUGAAAGAAACUGUCCCGUGUAAAAUGACCAUGUAUGUCCUCUAACCAUACCUGGACUUUCACUGCAUCAGCGAACUACAAUCUGAAAGGAAGCAUACUGUCUGCUUCUUUAGGCACUGACAGUGACAACACAGAGAUUGUCUACAAAGAACCCUGAGUCAAGUCCUUGAUCAUUGGUUCUGUACUGAAUAUUUGCUCAACAUGUGGCCCUGGAACCCUUAAAAAUCCUGCAUAUUGAUUUACUUCACCUAUUUGAUCACCGUAAUAGUCCUGUGAGAUUUUUAUUUACCCCAUUUUACAGAAUAAGAAAGCAAAAACCAAGUCUACCUGAUUCCUAACUUUUUUCACUGGAUCAUAAUGCUGUUACAUGAAUAAAUAAUUAGUUAGCUUUGGAAGUCAUGUGAUUAUAAAUUAAUGUUCUCUACAUGAUAGGAUAUGUUUUCCUUAUUGUUUUACAGCUCAACUAUAAUCCUGCAGGAAUCUAGGAAUGAAUCAAAGGUAAAGCCCAUUCAGGUAUUAUUGACAAGAGGGCAUUAAAUAAGGGAUUAACUGCACAUCUGAAAACACAUUAAAACUGUGUGGGCUAAGUGUUCUUCUCACAAACUAAACAUUUUAUUGAAAGGAACCAAAUACAACAAUGGGGAGUGGGAUGCGGAUAAAGUACUCAUCCCACAAUAACCUUGGCCACCUGUCUGCUAUGUACCUACACUGGGUUCCUGUCUACCCGAGAGAGUCAGCUCUUAAUUCUCAGGUGAACAGACAGCUAACCACAUCAGCAAAUUAGAAUGGCUGACAUGAAAAUUUAAUUAUCUUCUUGAAAAGAAGUGAUGCUUUAAAUUACUUUUUGGAUUGUAGCCAGUUCAGCUAGGCAAAAGCCAUACUUUUCACAGUAAGAAAACUAUUCUGAUUAGAGUCAAGUUUCUCAUAUCCGUUGUGGUAGAAAGAUCGGCAAACUGUUUUUGCAAUAUCCUAUUCAAGUUCAGUAUGAAUAUGUGUGCAUCAAAAAGUCUGGGAAUUUGUUUCAGCUAAAAUAAACCAAAUAAUACAAGAGCAUAUUGCCACCUUUGCUCCAAUUUGGAUAACCAAAUCAUCUUAGACCAAUUCACAUCAUCAACUGCAGGUGAAGUGGUCAUUUAUUCUAUAUUCAUUUCACACAGUUUAAAUUGCCAGCUUCUUGGUUGUAGAAGGCAAGGCAAACAACAUUUUUUGUGAGUUGACACAAAAUUUCAACAAUUAUACUUGUGUCUAGAUUGUUCCAAAGUUAGGAUUAUCCUGUGGAUAAAUGAGAGUUGACUAUAUUCUUGUCAACUUAGAAAAGGGUGUGGGGUGUAGAAAUAAAACAUGUCUACAGCUUUCUUGACAAAACUACAUUAAUAUACUUUCCCAUUCCUGACUUUUUUAAAAUGCGGGUUUCAAAAUACCCAACAUAGAUGCAACAGAGGUGGCUGAAUUUAACUGCUUGAAUAAAUUCUAGAAAAAUCUUAAAAUCAUUUUAGUAGAAUUCAGUACUAUUGUCACUGCAAUAAAUGGGUUUUAGAAAAUAAGUGUGAAAAAUCAGGUGUUCAUAGAAUACUGAGGAUAAAGCUUUAGAAGCUAUUUUCCUACAUAGGUAAAGAAAAGAUUAACUUGUAACAAUGAUCACAACUGCAUGUUGGAUUAGACUGUCUUAUAUACCAGAACAAAAUGUACUGUAUUCUUUGCCUCACUUUGUUGUGCACUGUAAUGAAAUGUGAAAAAUUCUUUAUUUAGAUGUAUGUGAAUGAAAAUGCUUGUAUUUAGUAAAAUGGUUGAUUAUG